AUGAUGGAAUUGCAAAAAGGCUCGAAUAAAGUAGCCAAAGCACCAUACCCAUUCAGGGCCCUGGUGAUAGUUUCGACCUUUAGAGGUAGCAAAGUCAUCACUGUCCUCCAGGUUAUUAUAGUACGGACGGUAGUUCCAGUCAGAUGGAUCCAAUGUUUUCAUUCCAACAGGACCACGAAGAACCUUGUCGGCCACGUUAAUAGCUCCAUAAGCUUUUUCGGGGUCGAACAACUCAGGUGCCACACACAUUGCAAUAGCAAAGUUAGGUCUCAAUUGGUAAUCUUCAUACUCUUUGCCGGAUCUGAAAAGGUCUUUGUAAAUGCCUCUGCGGUUUACAACGUUUGGGUUUACCACAUACUUACGGUCCUCACUUGCAUCCUCAGGGAUAAAAAAGCAUCUCUCGAAGUUUUGUUGCACCAACUUUUCCCAUUCUUUCAAACUUAUUUUGUCUCCGUCUGGUUUUUCAACCUCAGUAUACUUGAAUAA
Messenger RNA from Clavispora lusitaniae ATCC 42720, 486 nucleotides. Lineage: Eukaryota; Fungi; Ascomycota; Pichiomycetes; Serinales; Metschnikowiaceae. The record is from RefSeq and is a predicted model, not a curated record.